Molecule: messenger RNA, 1659 nt
Organism: Microdochium trichocladiopsis
Lineage: Eukaryota; Fungi; Ascomycota; Sordariomycetes; Xylariales; Microdochiaceae
Product: aminotransferase
Exons: 2
Coding region: 252-1496 (414 amino acids)
Biological process (GO): L-valine biosynthetic process; L-leucine biosynthetic process
Cellular component (GO): mitochondrion
Molecular function (GO): branched-chain-amino-acid:2-oxoglutarate transaminase activity
Source: RefSeq, a predicted model, not a curated record
AUUCGCUGCCCACUUGCGACGCCGCUCAUCUUCUGCCUCUGCAAACCGACGAGACCCGCGUCCGGCCGCCCCUGACUUGGUGCUGUCAUAUUCUGUGCACCUACUCGGUCUCGUCACCUGCUUGAUCCCAUUCUCCUUCCUCCUCGUUAGCCCGUCUGCCCCUCGAUUCGCACCUGUCCCUACCAUACCUUUUCCGCAUCGAGAACAACUACCUCCUUACAGAUCAUACGACUCCUGAUCAGGCGUCCGAGAUGCUGAGGCAACUUCUGCCUCGGUGCGCCAGCGCGGCGCGGGCUAUCGCUCCUGCUCGGCCGGCUCUGCUCCGCCCGGCCACGCGCGCAGCAAGAUGGUAUAGCAUCAAGCCUGAAGCUGCGUCGACAGCUAAGCGGAUGGACAUCGAUGCCAGCAGGCUUACCAUUGAGAAGACCAAGUCGCCCAAGGAAUUGGUUGAUCCGGCCAAGCUCGUCUUUGGCAAGGAGUUCACAGACCAUAUGCUCACCAUUGAGUGGACGGCCACUGAUGGAUGGCUUGAGCCCAAGAUCGUCCCCUACCAGAACCUCUCGCUCGACCCAGCCACGUGUGUGCUGCACUACGCCUUUGAGUGCUUCGAGGGCAUGAAGGCAUACAAGGACAAGGAUGGCGAGGUCCGACUCUUCCGGCCCGACAAGAACAUGGCGCGCUUCAACAAGUCGGCCGCCCGCAUUGCCCUUCCGACCUUUUCUUCCACCGGCCUCAUUGAGCUGAUUGCCAAGUUCGCCAAGUUGGAGGACCGCUUCAUCCCGAACCAGCGUGGCUAUUCUCUUUACCUGCGGCCAACCAUGAUUGGAACACAGAAGACGUUGGGCGUUGGUGCGCCGGGCUCUGCUUUGCUCUAUGUCAUUGCUUCUCCUGUCGGACCAUACUAUCCCACCGGAUUCAAGGCCGUGUCUCUCGAGGCUACAGACUACGCUGUACGUGCCUGGCCGGGUGGAGUGGGCGACAAGAAGCUCGGAGCCAACUACGCUCCCUGCAUUGUACCUCAGCUUGAGGCCGCCAGCCGCGGCUUCCAGCAAAACCUGUGGCUGUUCGGCCCCGAGGAGUACAUCACCGAGGUCGGCACCAUGAACCUCUUUGUCGCCCUCAAGGACAAGGAGACCGGGCAGAAGGAGCUCGUCACCGCGCCGCUCGACGGCACCAUCCUCGAGGGCGUGACCAGAGAUUCCAUUCUCGGGCUGGCGCGGGAAAAGCUCGCCCCUGAAGGCUGGAAGAUCUCUGAGCGCAAGCUUACGAUGAAGCAGCUGCACGAGGCGUCGCUCGAUGGUCGUCUCAUCGAGGUGUUUGGCGCCGGCACUGCGGCUAUUGUCAGCCCUGUGCGCAAGAUCAGCUGGAAGGGCGAGCUCGUCGAUUGCGGACUGAGUGAGCACGAGGAGUCCGGCGAGAUUGCGCUGAAGAUGAAGGAGUGGAUGGAGGCUAGGCAGUAUGGCGAUGAGGAGCACGAGUGGAGCUUCCGUUGCUAAGCAUCUGGUUCGUUUCUCAAGACGCAGAGUUCUCUUUGGCUUCCAGAAUAUACUACAUAUAGUUGCAUGGUAGAGAAAGACGCAUAACGGCUAGCGGAAUCAGAUAUGGUUGCAUACUCUUAGGUACACCUGAAAGAAACAAAAUAAAGUAUCAAUGUCCAGC